AUGAGCGAGCCAGAGCUUGAAAAUGACAACAACGAAGUCCGGGAUCGUUCCCGAUCUCGUUCCCGUAGUCCGCAUGCACGUCGUUUGUGGGUUCAAGACUUAUUCCUGAACCGAAACGAAACCGGCAACCGGCUACUGACCGACAUCACGACAUCGGGUAUAUACGAGACGAUGAACCGAUUUUUAAGGAUGAAGAAGGAAGAUUUCUUCCAUUUACUGUCCCUUGUUGGUCCAAAAAUUGCGAAAAUGGACACAGAUUUCCGCAAAGCAAUCACGGAACAGGAAAGGCUGCUGAUAACAUUGCGUUAUCUUGCGACUGGAGAGACAUUUACCAGCCUCCAAUACGUGUUCCGGGUGUCGAGGCAUUCUAUCAGCAGAAUAGUUAAAGAGACGUGCGCAUGUCUUAUCGAGGCUUUGCGGGAUUAUGUCAAGAAUGUGACUUAUAAAAAGGACAUAAAUUAUAAGCGGCAUGAACCUCAGUACAUCAGUCGAAUAAUAAACGUCGUAAAGACGCAGAAGAACCUGGUUGUGAUUGAUUUCACCCCCGAAAUCCAGGAACGUUAA
Messenger RNA from Anopheles maculipalpis, 564 nucleotides. RefSeq lists its product as uncharacterized. The record is from RefSeq and is a predicted model, not a curated record. Lineage: Eukaryota; Metazoa; Arthropoda; Insecta; Diptera; Culicidae. Bases 1 to 564 code for a protein of 187 amino acids. The transcript has 3 exons.